Molecule: messenger RNA, 10471 nt
Organism: Peromyscus californicus insignis
Lineage: Eukaryota; Metazoa; Chordata; Mammalia; Rodentia; Cricetidae
Gene: Acvr2b
Product: activin A receptor type 2B
Exons: 11
Coding region: 261-1799 (512 amino acids)
Biological process (GO): protein phosphorylation; activin receptor signaling pathway; cellular response to growth factor stimulus
Cellular component (GO): plasma membrane; activin receptor complex
Molecular function (GO): activin receptor activity; activin binding; ATP binding
Source: RefSeq, a predicted model, not a curated record
GCCCCCCGGCCCCCGCGUCGCCCCAUAGCCCCGGCCGCACUGCGCGCCGCCCGCAGCGACCCUGAGCCCCCGUCCCCGCACGCUGCCUGGGAACCGAAGCGCAGAAGCGAGCGCGCCUGGAAGCGCGACCCAGAGAAGGAGCGGGAAGCAGAGCGCAGCCGCCGCCGCCGCCGCCGCCGCCGCCGGGCCCUGCGCGCCCCGGGAGCGCAGCGCGGCCCUGCCCGCGGGCUCCGGGUGUCCGCGGGGCGGCGCCGCGGAACAUGACGGCGCCCUGGGCGGCCCUCGCCCUUCUCUGGGGAUCGCUGUGCGCCGGUUCCGGGCGCGGGGAGGCUGAGACUCGGGAGUGUAUCUACUACAAUGCCAACUGGGAGCUAGAGCGCACCAACCAGAGCGGCCUGGAGCGCUGCGAGGGCGAACAGGACAAGCGGCUGCACUGCUACGCCUCCUGGCGCAACAGCUCCGGCACUAUCGAGCUGGUGAAGAAGGGCUGCUGGCUGGAUGACUUCAAUUGCUACGACAGGCAGGAGUGUGUGGCCACUGAGGAGAACCCCCAGGUGUACUUCUGCUGCUGUGAAGGCAAUUUCUGCAACGAACGCUUUACCCACUUGCCAGAGCCUGGGGGCCCAGAAGUCACGUACGAGCCACCCCCGACAGCCCCCACCCUGCUCACGGUGCUGGCCUACUCGCUGCUGCCCAUUGGGGGCCUCUCCCUUAUCGUCCUGCUGGCCUUCUGGAUGUAUCGCCAUCGCAAGCCUCCCUACGGCCAUGUGGACAUCCAUGAGGAUCCUGGGCCUCCACCCCCAUCCCCGCUGGUGGGCCUGAAGCCACUGCAGCUGCUGGAGAUCAAGGCUCGGGGUCGCUUUGGCUGCGUUUGGAAGGCUCAACUCAUGAAUGACUUUGUAGCUGUAAAGAUCUUCCCCCUCCAGGACAAGCAGUCGUGGCAGAGUGAACGGGAGAUCUUCAGCACACCCGGCAUGAAGCACGAGAACCUGUUGCAGUUCAUUGCCGCCGAGAAGCGAGGCUCCAACCUGGAGGUGGAGCUGUGGCUCAUCACAGCCUUCCACGACAAGGGCUCCCUCACGGAUUACCUCAAGGGGAACAUCAUCACGUGGAAUGAACUAUGUCAUGUGGCAGAGACGAUGUCACGAGGCCUCUCAUACCUGCAUGAGGAUGUGCCCUGGUGUCGUGGUGAGGGCCACAAGCCUUCUAUUGCCCACAGGGACUUCAAAAGCAAAAAUGUGCUGCUGAAGAGUGACCUCACUGCUGUGCUGGCAGACUUCGGCCUGGCCGUUCGGUUCGAGCCAGGGAAGCCUCCAGGGGACACCCAUGGGCAGGUUGGCACUAGACGGUACAUGGCCCCUGAGGUGCUGGAGGGAGCCAUCAACUUCCAGAGAGACGCCUUCCUGCGCAUCGACAUGUACGCCAUGGGGCUGGUGCUUUGGGAGCUUGUUUCUCGUUGCAAGGCUGCAGAUGGGCCUGUUGAUGAGUACAUGCUGCCCUUUGAGGAGGAGAUUGGCCAACACCCUUCACUGGAGGAACUGCAAGAGGUGGUUGUCCACAAGAAGAUGAGGCCUGCCAUUAAGGAUCACUGGCUGAAGCAUCCGGGCCUGGCCCAGCUCUGUGUGACCAUUGAGGAGUGCUGGGACCAUGAUGCAGAGGCUCGCCUUUCUGCAGGCUGUGUGGAGGAGCGGGUGUCCCUGAUCAGGAGGUCGGUCAACGGCACUACCUCGGACUGUCUCGUCUCUCUGGUGACCUCUGUCACCAACGUGGACCUGCCCCCUAAAGAGUCCAGCAUCUAAGCCUAGGAUACGAGUGUCUCUCCAGACUCAGUGGAUCUGAAGAAAAAAGGAGAAACGUUGUGUUUUGUUUUGGAAAUCCCAUAAAACCAACAAACACAUAAGAUGCAGCUGCUACUUCACCUUGACUUUUAUUAUUAUUAUAAUUAUUAUUAAUAAUAUUAUUUUUGGAUUGGAUCAGUUUUUACCAGCAUAUUGUUCUACUGUAUCGCAAACAGCGGACACGUCAGCAGGCGUUGAGGUGCUGAGCUGUGAACGCAGAACCAGCGCCAUGCUGCAGAGCCUCAGCCACCUCAGCCACCUCCUGUCCUUCGGGAUCCAUUUCCGCCAGCGUUCUCUUUGUCGUCUCAGAAUCUGUAUCACAGAGAAACCCGUCUCCUGUCUAGGGAAACUCAAUGCUGCAAUCUCUACUAGAGGAACCUUUGAAGACUGUUACAUGAACAUACCCUUCCUCAGAAGAGGGUCCCCCACCCUUUACUUUGUGUUUCUCCCUUUCCAGGCAGUGAGCUUAAGAAAUGGCAGAUGUGUCUUCAUGGAGCUAGUGGGUGUCAUCCUGACCCAACAGAGGGAAACUGAGAUGAUGCUUUAGACUGACGUUGGAAGGGAGGAUGUUCUGGGGAGGGUUUGGAGCAGAGCUACACUGGACAUGGGCACAUUUGGAGCAACACUCUUGGUAUGGAGGCUGUUUUCUCAGGUAACAAGGGAUUGAGGGUAAGGACUUAUGGGGCCGAGCAGUAAUAAUAGCAAGCACAGGGUCUGGAGAAAGUCCAGGAGCAGGGCCAGGCUGCCCCCCUGCCCGGUUUCUUCCCACUGACAUGGGCUUGGCCGCAGGAGGAAGCACUUCCUUGCUCGUGUGUUAGGACUGGGGGAGGAUGUGACAGUUUAGUGGACACUCUAGACAUGAUGCUGUAGAUCUCUUUCAUGGAGGAAAUACUGAACUGCAGUUUCUUCUUGGCAGUUUGGGGAAAUGCCCAUGGUGGGCCCCCGCACAGUGUGGGUGGCCCAGGGGAUCCCUGGGUGGGGACCUUGCUGGCCUGCCGCUCUGGCUUGACCCCAUGCAGCGGAAUUACUGACUCCUUUCUGAGGCUCAUGGACACGGCUUUCUCCAGACCCUUUAAAGUGGUGCAUAUUCUAAAACUGUUUUUCUAUUACGCCAUAACCUUGCUCCAGGCGCUGAAUGUUCCUAAUGCUGCUGUUUCGACAUUGGAAUUUUUUUUUUUUUAAUUUAUGAAACAUGCUAAUUCUUUUUCAGACAAAACACACACAUCCACAUAUAUACACAUACUUUACUGUGUGGCUUCCGAGGUUUAAAUUUUAAAAAGUAAAAGAAGUAACUUCACGACCACAGACCACCUCAAACCAGAAAUACCUCAGAAUUUUCUACUUGUACGUUUUAUUAAUUAUGUAUUUUGUUAGUUGUGUUGUCUUGUAGGAAGUAUAUUUUAAUGUAAGUUGGCUUUUAUGACAAGGAAGUUUAAAAGAAAUAGAGAAAAAGAAAAAAGUUUGUGUCUUCUAGUCAGGACUACCAUUUUUGUUUGAUAAAAGCUCCCUUGUAAAUAAUUGUCGUCAGCUGUAGGUGGCUGUCUGAGCUGAGUCUGGGCAUUCGUCACUCUGGUUUAGACCAUAUUAUUUAAACAGCACAUCUCUGUCUUGAGGGUAGGCCACUUCCUCCUAGGUUGCUUCGAGGGUCAGGUGUUGUUCCAUAAGUCCCCUGGGUAGUAUUCAGGAUGACACCCCUAUUUUAACUGGGCAGAACCACAGCCCUCAGACCCCCUCAGUAGUUCUUGAGGGUUAAUUCCUUGGGCAGCAGGUAGACUCUGUAGCGCCUGUCACUGUGCCGUGAAGUCUGGGAGGGCACAGCUCACGGCUGGGCAGUCGCCCCCCUCAGCGUGUCGUGUGUGGUGCCUGGGGCAGCCCUGGGCUUGUUCUUUCCUGUGGGUGUCUGUGCACAGGGUGCUGAGGAAGGUCUGCUGGCUUCCCUCUCAGACCUUGGCCUUUGUCUCCGUGGAUCACUGUGGGCUGGCCAGGUAGGUAGGGAGACGUGUGCUUUGUUUCUGUGAGUUACGUGUGACCCCUCCGCCCCCAUUUGAUUUUGUGCUGUGGUAUUUUCUUCUCUCAGAAUGCUUUUUUCUAGCAAAACAGGUCUUACAGCAGUUGCUUUUCUUUUCUCUUCUUUCUUUAAGGAGCUUUAAAUAUUUAUUGAAAAGUGCCAUAUCUGCUUCCGUUAGCUUUCUCCUCAGGCAGUGGGGACCUCUACUUUUAACAAACAAACCACUAAGAAAUGUAGCGACUUAGCUGCAGGAGUGACCCAGUCACCAGUCACACGAUGUGCCAAACAGUAAACCCAUCUUCCCUGUGUGACCUUGUGACCUGGGUGGGCUUCUCUGCUUGUCAUAAGCAUCCUGGCCUGGCUGAGCUCUGGUGUGGGACAUCCCAGUCAUGACACAUUGCAGGCAGGGCAGGCCUGAUACCUUUUCUGGGGGUGGCCCCCCUCUUUGCUGACCCUGUGUCCAGCCACAGCAGUGUCCAUGUCAGGCUUUGCAUCGGAAUGGAGUGUCAAGAGGUGGAACCUGUUUGCUGUGGCCUAGAAAAGGGAGAGUCUGGGUGGUGGUGUCUGUGAAUAGGGGCUGGAAACCUCCUUGAGCUUCAGGUAACACACCCAGUUGCUCAUGCUGGAAGCUAGGUGAUCUCCCAGGGUGUGGCCUGGAAACUUGGGUGGCCUUUGUUUUCCUUCCUUCCUUCCUUCCUUCCUUCCUUCCUUCCUUCCUUCCUUCCUUCCUUCCUUCCUUCCUUUCUUUUUCUUCUUCUUCUUCUUCUUGUGUCCAGUUGGGUCAAGGGGCCUCUGCCUUGCAUUUUCCCACAGGUUUCAUAUCACUUCCCUUCUAGUCUCCUCUCCCCAAAGCUUUUUGGAAGACUGAGGAAGUCCGUGUGUGUGGAAAGGGAUGAGAUAAGUCGGGGAGAAAUGGCUAGAGAUGCUUUCUUCUUCCGACACUGCAUGUUGUGGUCCAAACAGGCUCCUGUGGCAGUGGGCUUUGGCGGAGAAUGUUCUGGUUAAAAUGCCUGUGAUAAUAGGCAGUCAUUUGUUGCCAGAGAUUUCUGUGAAUAUGUCAGAGAAGGACAAAAGAGGCAAGGACAGGGCUGCUGAGUUGUGGAGCUCUGCAGAGAACCCUCAUUGACGGGAUGGCAAGGAAGCCUAGGAACAGUCAUUGGCAUCUGGGCUGACGGGCUGGCCUGGCACCAUGGACACCAGAUGUAAGGGCAGGUGCUGGGUCUUCUGCUCACACAUCCACAGCAAAGGGCAGAUCUGUUUCUCAUCACUAGGCUACCAGGCUUGCUGGGUGGGGCUGGGCCAGCCUUCCCGACUGGGCUUGAGCUUCUAGCACAGUGUGUGGGCUGCCACUCUGCUCCCUGGAGUUGACCACACCCUUGGCCCUCUCUGUCUUGCUGCUCUGCCCUGGGGCUUGGGCUUUAUGAAUGGUUUUAAUUGGUAGCCAGCCUACAAAUAUUUGAUGUUUGCCAUGUGCUUUUUGGCUCAGAAAGCCUGUCAUGUGGUGGUUCCUAUGCUUAGCCACUUAGGCGAAGAAGUGACUGUUUCAUCCAGAGCUAGAGAACUGGAUGGCUCUCUUACACACAGAAUUUUACCUGUUUAGUGUGUGGAGUUCCUGGUGUGUAUUGCUGGGUAGGAGGAUAUCUUGUUUGUUUUUCCUAUAUAAUAAUACAGCAAAGCUACUGUAUUAAAAGUUGAAUUCCCACCGUUGUUCUCAAGACCUUCUUCAUUAGAUACAUCCCCGAAUCAGAGAGCAGUUUCCAGUUCAUUCAGCUUGAUCCUAAGCAUUAGCUAUUUCAUCUUUUUGGACUAUUGGUAGCACAGCUUUGGAGAGAUGAUCAAGCCCCGGUCUACAUUUCAGGAGUGGUAGAUGACGCCUUUCCCAGAAGUUCAGCAUGCUCUCCGACCAUCCAUCUGCUAACUAGAGAAACAGCCAGAAAGGAUGGUGGUAAGGUGUCCCUUUUCUCUCAGCUUGGGUGACAUGAACUCCCCUUCAUCACUGGCCGUUUGCAAAGACUCAGUUGAGAAGUACUGGCUUGUUCGGCCUGGUGACAGAUUUCAAUCUCAGCUAACACUGGCCCAGUAAUUCAGCUGAUGAGUUUUUCACCGUCUAGAUGAUAAACUUUCUAUGCAUUCAGGAUUCAAUGUAUAGCUCUAUAUGCGCAAUUCUGAGUAGCCCUACUGUGAAUGUACCCCAGACCUCAAGGAGGUUUAGGGAAGUGUUUUGGGAUAAUGAUUUAGUUUUAUAGGAAAAAUAAAUUAAGUUUAAAACACUUCCUUGGGAAUCAACUAGUUGAUUCAACCACAUUUAAAAAAAUUAGUUCAAAAGGCCUGUAAACUAUCAAUAAAUCAGCCCAAGUUUUUUGGUGGGCUAUUGGGACUUAUUUGUGAUUACUCUAAAUCACUGUUGGGCUGACAAUUUGAAUUGAGAUCAGGAAUGCCUACAUCUUUUUUUUUUUUUUUCCUAAACCAAUUUUUAGCAUUUUUCAUGCUGGCAUCUUCCAGGUGUGAAGGAAGGGAGACUUUGCUCUAGUGGUGCUACGCGCAUCUCCGUAGUGCCCAAGCCAGCGCUACUUCCCCCAUCCAUGGCAGCACCUGGCGAUGUCUCCCUCAAGAAUUAAAACGCCAGUGUGGGGCAGUGGGCCCUGCAGGGCCUCCUGUUCUCCAGGCCAGCAUCUGUUUACUGUCUCAGCUGAGUUAGUGUGUGCAGCCAGAUGGGUGCAUUCAAACGGGGAGAUCUGGACCUCUGCAGAUGAGAGGUACUGUGUUCAUUUGUAAACUUUGUGUCUGAGUUUACAGUGAGGAGAAGUGUGACCCCAUUAGUUUUUUUGGGCAAGCAAAGGCGGUUUUUUUGUGAAUGAACAAACCCUGUCUCAAGUCCUUGAGCAUCCACGCUUGUUGCACAGGCCCGUUCCUGACGCCUGACCACUUUGCAUCAGUGUUCUUAGAUAGAGUUGUAAAUAAAAGAGUAGCUGUGUGACAGACACCUCUUGAAGUUUCACUUUAUGAAGUCUAGCGCCACACAUGCGUUUGGUUCUGUCACUCGACAGUUGCUCCACACCGUGUGGAGAUUGUUUUAUACCACAGAUUAUUUUUAUAAACUAGUGAGUUGGAGUGAGAAUGCUUCUGUAAUCCAAGGCCAUGAGCUUUACUUUCAGGAUCAUGCGCACACUGGAGUGUGAGUGCUGGAGCUUAGCGCUUGCACGGGUUCCUGAAUACACUGGCAGCCUAGAGUCCUUUUACGGGUCCCCUUGGCCUAUGCUCCUCUCACAGGGUAGUGAUGUCUCUGCCCUGCUCCCUGCCUGUGGAGAGGACAGUGGCUGGGUGAAGGGAGGGGCUUGUAGUGGGUUUGAUUUCUGCUGAACAAAGGGUUCUGAUGGUGAAAGUUUGUCUGCUCCUUACAUAAGAGGGAGUCACGACAGUGGGUCCGGAAGCGGAAGCGGUAGGACAGAGCCGUGAAGGAACGGGUCUAGAGAAAGGUUUGGGCUACAGAAGACAUUGACGUGGGGAUUUGGUGGCCUGAGUUCCACUAACCAGAACUAUCUAGGACCAAACAAAUUCUUUGGAAAUGGUGGGGCGCAUGGAUAUAGUGACGGAAUUAAGCGGGGAGCCCCAGGAGUUUUGCCCCUUUUGAUCAGGGCCGCUUUUCUGCUCUAACUGUUGUGAACCAGGAACCCACAGAGGAAGGUCAGAGGGGGUGUCUUUCAGAUGCCCGCAGAGGGCUUCUGUCAAGGCCUAGGCAGCCUUCAUCUCACCUUUUGGAUGGUUGCUUAGGUGGGGCUUUGCAUGGGGUACAGGGAGGCAGAUAAUUCAGUGAAGUCCUUUGUCCCAUGGCCAGGUCUGAGGUCCGGCGGAAGGCCUCUUCCCUACACGCUGCCUGCUGGCUCCAGCCUGCUGCUUAGAGAACUACACUGGACGGGGCCCUCCUGCUCAGAGACCCUUAGUGUGCCCUUUGAAACCAACUGUGCUCCCUGUUCAUCCUGGUUUAGAAUGUUGUUCUACUUGGGACACUUAGUUCCAGAUCUCGCUGCGUUCUGGAAGCCAGUUCCCCCCGUUCUGGUCCCCAUAAAGAACACGUCUGUGCUCUGCGGCCGCCUGUCUUGGAAUGUAAUUCUGUUGUGCCUUUGUUUUUGUCAGCCACCCCUCAAAAGCAACUGCUGUAAGCUCUCUCCCUGUCUUUUCUAGCCCCGCCCCUUCCCCGUCUCCCCCUUUCCAGCCCUCAUUUCUGGAUGCACUUGUGUGAUCCGGGUACUUUAAGAACCAGUUACCUCAGACCUCGUGUUGAACGGUAUCACCGUCUGGGCCCUCUCGAUACUGCUGACUUUUACCACACAUGCAGGAGGUCCGCUGAGUGUGGCCACUGACUUGUUUUAAAGCAAAGCUCUCCCAGUGGACCCAGGGGCUUCUGGCAAGCCUGUGCUGGCACUGUGGUGGGACUGGUUGGGAGUGUCAUCCGAACGGUGCUUUCUGUGUCCUGUGUGUUCUGCCGUGUUCAGUAUUCUCACGUGUCUGAAUAGGCAAAGCAACCUAACUGGCUGGUCUCGCACGCAAAUCAGCUCCAAAGAUGAGCUCUUUGUAACACAUCUCCAGUCGCUAGAGCUCAGACAUAGAGCAUUCCUUCAAACAGCAGGGUAGAAGCCCCCCGUCCACUGCCACAGUGCAUUCUGGGAAGAUGUCUGUAGUAUACGUUGCUGUGGAAUUAGGCCUUGUGGGAUAUGGCUGCUUGUCAUUUUGAUGUAUUUUAAAUAAAUAUAUAUAUAUAUUUUUAAAGAGCCUUUUUUACCAGUUCAAAAAGCUUAAUUAACCAGCUAUCACCACAUCUGAAUUUUUGUCUCUGGGGCAUAGACAGCAGGCUGAGAUUAAAAGUGGUAACUCAGCCAUGAGCUGCCUGCCCUGGGCUGUCCCGCUGACCAUGGGACACCAGGGUCGGCGUGUUCCUGGUAUGUUUUAACUCAGCCCUCUGGGUGUCUGGUGUCGGCCCCCGCUGAGUGGACUGUUGACUUCGGUCCCUGUAAGUGCUUUAGCCUAGUGGGGUUUUCCCAGAGCACUGCCACAAGUUAAGUGUAUGAAUUUAGCCAAAUAAUUUCUCCAUAAGGGAAAAGCAUGACAGAGACCAGAGUAGGAAACACUAGUUGUCAGAGGCCGCCUGGGAGCAAGCAGUUGUCACAUGGGCCACGCCAGGGCCAUCAGCAAGAGCGCAACUGUUCAGAUGCCAGCGGCUUGCUUUCCCUCAGUUGUUUUUUUUUUUUUUCCAGAAUUCUGUAAAAAUGCAAAGAAAAUUGAGUGGUACUUGAGAAUUGAAGGAGAAAGUUACCGCAGAUUAGAAACAUACUUCUAGAUUUCAGUACCUUGACACAAAUCCACACGAUGCUAUUUUUCAACUGUACAAGAGAAUCUGCUCAUGAACUUGACAUGAUCCCAAUGGUGACGUUGAAGGCCAAAUUUUUCACCUGUUACUAUUUUUCCACAUUUGUCCUUGAAUCUGAUUAGUGUUACGCAGUACUGUAAACUUACCUUGCAUCGAGUUUGAUGUCGAUUCCUGUGAAGAAGAGCUUUUGGCACGUGACAGACAGUGAGUUAAAAAACACAGCAGAGCGUGGGAUUUUGCAGGGACGGUUUUGGAACCAACAGAAAAUGUCACUUUUUAUUUACCAUCUUAUAUAUCAGUUUUACCAGCUACUUCUAAAUUUGUACAUUAUUUGGAAGAAAAAAAACUUAAGACUUGUCUAACUUAGUGGAGAAUGUGUGUGUUGCCCUUAGGAUGGGUAGCUAAGUCUCACUGAGCUGUGUUAUCUAACUUGUAUAUAUGAAUUGUAAUUAAAAGUUUGGAUUCAUCUGUUUCUCAUGGUUGAACAUGACGAGUCAUUGCAAAGUGUGGAGGCGUGACUAGUCUGUGAUUUCAGGCUGUAGACAUGAGGAAGCUCUCAAGUGCUAAAACUCAAAACUUCUAGUUUUGGGCUCAAAUUCGAUUACGUACUGUUUGUAUGCCAGAAUAUGUGAGGUGUAAAUGUAGUAGGACACUUUUCACCCUUGUAGCUAUAAAACAGACAUUUUGUAGAACAGAAAAUAGUGUGUACUACUGAAUUAACAAAAGUUAUACUAAAGUAUCAUGUCUUUAAAAAAAAAUAUAUAUAUAUAUAUAUAUAUAUAUAUAUAUAUAUACAGAGUUAAGCUUGUCGCUGUUACCCUGUCUGGAUUUGAAAAGUGUGCUGAUUUUUAUAUAUAUAUAUAUUACACACACACACACACACACACACACUUUCACACACACACACACCCCUAUAAUGGCCUGAAGCAGACAUCCAUGUAACUACAGUUGCAAAAUGCAAACAUUCUGGAAAGAACAUUGUAUCAUAGUUCAUCCAUUUGCAGUGGGUCUUUGCUCCUUUUCCCUGUGGUAAUUUUAGAAACGAGUGUCAAGUUUGAAAUUAGAUCUGCUACAUUGGGGUUUUGCUGCUGGAAUUCUGCACUGGGUCCUCAAACAAACCGAUGUGAAUGUAGUUUUUCCCCCUGUGUGAAGGAGCAGCCACACCCCAACAGAAUAGGAGGAAAAAUCUAGAACUAUUUCAAGUUUUAUCUUUUUGUAUAUGAAAAUAAAUAAUAAUAAAUAAAGUAUCCUUGUCUUUUA